Molecule: messenger RNA, 657 nt
Organism: Drosophila busckii
Lineage: Eukaryota; Metazoa; Arthropoda; Insecta; Diptera; Drosophilidae
Gene: CheA75a
Exons: 2
Coding region: 33-584 (183 amino acids)
Source: RefSeq, a predicted model, not a curated record
CCGUUCAGCUACUGUGAGCAGCCAAAGUGAAAAUGAAGUGGGCAGUUUUAAUUUUAUGCGCUCAAUUGUUGCAAUACAUUGCGUGCGAACAAUCGUACACGGUGCAGAAUGAGAAGCUAGAGUCCUUCGAGGGCGACUCGGAGACGCUGGUGCUGUUCGACUCGCUGCAGACCAUUGGACGCGAGCGUGCGCUCAAUGGCUCGUUCUCCUUUCUGGGCGACAUGGACAACGAUGACUUCAAGGUCUCGGUGGAGCUGUACUCCAGUCCCCAGGGCGACGGUGACUUCAAGCGCAUGGUCUUCGAUGUGCCGCAGACCAGCAUCUGUGAGUGCUUCAAGAAGUUCUAUGUGCAAUUUGUGCAGCCUUCGGUGAGCAACGGCGACAUAUCAAACUUUCCAAUGGUGGAUGAGGACACAUGCCCCAUACCCAAGGGCGAAUAUUAUAUCAAAACGCUGCAGUUUAAUACACAAGAUUGGCCCGAGCAAGUGCCACGUGGCCUGGUCAAGGCCAUUAUAACCUUCUUUACCGGUGGCAAAAAUGUGGGCGGUCUCAUUGUAGUUGUGAAGAUUGAAGAUCGCAACUGAAGCAGCAGUUUGUAUUAAAAAAUUAGUUACUAAGUAGCAAUAAAAAGGUCUUUGAAAGCGAUUAAAUGUUUAA